Messenger RNA from Penicillium longicatenatum, 1635 nucleotides. RefSeq lists its product as uncharacterized. The record is from RefSeq and is a predicted model, not a curated record. The transcript has a single exon. The coding region runs from base 1 to 1635 and encodes 544 amino acids. Lineage: Eukaryota; Fungi; Ascomycota; Eurotiomycetes; Eurotiales; Aspergillaceae.
AUGGCUGGUCGAGGCAUCAAAGACGGGCCAAUGGCAUGUUCCAAGUCAUCCAUCCAACUCUAUACCAACGAGCUUAAAAACCACCGUGAUCAAUGCCUCGCACUUCUCCAAGCCCAUGAAGAGAAAACCCCAGAUACAUUUUGGAGCAGGGACGACCAAGAUCCCGUCGAACCUGAAGCGGACUCCGAGAAGUCCCUCAAGCUCGCGACAGAAGUCGUCAUCCAAAAUGGCAAGCAUGUUUUCCCGCCCCCAUACACUCGCCUCAGUGACGAACUCGUCUACUUCGCCACCAAAUUCCUAAAGUCAAAUGUGCGUGGCAGAGAUUACCCGUACGACUUCCAGCCCCGUGGCGAUAUCGAUCCUGAUCGCGUUCCCUCGGGUGUAGGUCCCAUCGUCUGGGCCCAUGGGCUCCCCUUCUUCCCGGUUUACAAAGGAUAUUAUAUCCUCUGUGGAAGGAAGCAUGCAGACUGGAUUGGAUGGAAGCUACACGGGAAGCACCAGACAACGAUGAGGGAAUACCCCAUCUGGACCAUCGGGCCCGUCGUUGCGCCUGGAUCUGCGAUUUCGCUGGAUCGAAGGGCAGAACGUCAGAUGCUCACCCACAAGAUGAAGAGUGCAAAGGAAUGUGAGAAAGGCAUGGAGAAGUCUCCAGUGGCCCGUGACGUCGUUUCUAAUAAGCACUUUGAUGGGUCUGUUGUGCCAAGGGAUAGCAAAGGAGGUUUUAUGAUCACGCCUAUCUACCGUGUGCAGGGCUACUCGACUAAGGUUGGGCCCAACGCAGCGGAUGGGUCUCGAGCAAUGCAGAUGGGGAAGCUGUGGUUUACCAAACAUCGAAUCCAGGAUUUUGAUUGGGAUGCUGUGUCGAAGGUUCACUAUACCAAUGAGCGCAACCCAAUGAUCUAUGGUGAUGACGAACCUGCAGAAGCCGAAGAGGAGGUUGGGGAUGAUGCGGAAGAAGAAGUAGAGAGUGGCAUCGAAACCGAUUUUUCGGGCUUCAUGGACGAGACUGAGGACAACAUCAAGACACCAGCUGAAGACAAUAUGGAAGACGUGGUAGAGGGUGACACUGACAUCACGGAGCCCAUGAAUGAGGCUGAGGACAACAAGAGCAAGGAAAUGGUCGAUAUGGACGGGGAGGUAGAAGGUGACACGGAGAUCACCGAGCUCAUCACGGAUGAAAUCACCGACGAGGUCAUGCAUGAGGAAACUGCUCAAAUCAAGGCACUCGAUAUCACCGAGCCCGAGGAGACCUCCCUGAAUGAAAUGCCCGCUUCUCAGCACCAUGAGAUUGCCAAAGAAGCUACGGAGACUACUAAGAGCCUUAAGAUUGCCAAGCUCAUCAAGACGACUGAAGCCCAGGAAAAGGAUAUACCCCAAUUACCUGAAACGGAUGCCAGCGGUCCUUCCACCUCGCAACGUCAGGAUGACGAUGCCGUCAAGACUACUUCGGGCCACGCACCUCAGAACACCGAAGACACGGCCAUAGACCAGGAGGAUGAUGGCGACACCGGUCCAGAAUCCGAGGAAACGAAAAAUGAAACCGAUCCAGACGCGCAGACCUCAGCUUCAGAGACAGCUAUUACUGACAUGGCCGCUGAAGAGGGAGUUUUGGAGACUAAAUUGACUGAGGAGUGA